Molecule: messenger RNA, 456 nt
Organism: Trypanosoma grayi
Lineage: Eukaryota; Euglenozoa; Kinetoplastea; Trypanosomatida; Trypanosomatidae
Exons: 1
Coding region: 1-456 (151 amino acids)
Source: RefSeq, a predicted model, not a curated record
AUGGAGAAGCAGACGCAGGCGAUAGCAAAAUCCAUCACGAACACCGGUGAUAAGAUUCGCCACGCCAAGCUUGCGAAGGCGAAGACGACGGAGGAGGCGCAGGUCAUCACAGCCGCGGCCAAUCGCGCCGUGGCAGCCGUAGAAGAAGAGGUCGGAAGAGCGUUGCGUUUGAACAACACCAGCAACGACAAGAAAAAAGUGGGAAAAACCUACAGCUUCCACCUCUAUACAGUUAUUUUGCUUAUGCUUGGGGCGUACUUUGUGGGUGUUUGCUGUAGGGUCGGGUACAAUGAUGGAAAACCGCUAGAGUGGCCCCCAUACCUGAAAGAAAUGGUGGACCGCGUAGACAAUUGCACGUACAUGAUCAUGGAUGCCGUCUGGCGUUUCGUAGAGGAUGUGCUUCCGCUAAUGGGAGGGACUGGGAUGAACGGAAAAGAGAGUGUGGUGGCGCGGUAG